CUUUCUCUCCCCUCCCUCCUCCCUCCUCUCUCUCUCCACUCUCUCCCCUCCGUCGCUUCCCCUCCCCCGUCCUCGCAAUCUAACCUCCCGCGAAGCCCCCCACAACCCUAGCGGAACCCGCUCCUACCCCGAGAGCUCCCGGCGCUGGGGACCGGCCUCCGCGUCGGGCGUCAGCCGCCGCCGAGCGGUGCCAGAUCCGGGGCCCCGCACCGUUCGGUCGGGGGGGCUCUUCUUCGGCGACGGCGCGGUCGCUGGAUGCUGGUCGGGCGGAUCGGGGCCCGAUGUUCGCGUGAUUCGAGUUAGGCAACGUGGGGUUGUGAUGUUUGAUUCACAUGAAUGAGCUCAGAGCAUCUGAUUGAUAAAACUAUCAGCAUAUUAAUUCCCUUUCUUUAAGAAAUAUGGGAGCUAAUUGCUGCAUUGCUGCAAAGGAGAGGACACAGCCAUGCAUUACUCCAAUAGAAGUAUCAGCAUACAGGAAUGUAAGGCACUCACCAUCAUGGAGCUUUCGAUGGGACAAUCGCACACACAUAGAAGACAUAAUGGAAAUCCCUACUCUGUUCUCCAACCAUAGCAGUGGAAGCAUUCGGCCUGAAACCAAGAGUGGUUCCAUUGCACCAACUGAAGGCCUCUCUAACGGAAAUAGCCUUGGAACUAGCCCUUCUGAUGUGUUUCGCAGGACAAAGUGGCACAAAUCUGAUAAGAAAAUGGAAGCUCCUAAGGCUACAAAGGCUGAUCCUCAUGCUGACUGCUCCACAGCAAGUAAUUCCUCCCCUGAGGCGAAGGUUUCCAGGAAAUCAUUGGACAUGCUAAGUGUUGCUUCAGAUUUGAAGACAUCAGCAUCUGUUCCUUCAACAUCACCCUUAGUAUCCAGAGCAGAUCCUUCAUCCUCCAGGGGUAAUUCGCAAUCAACAGAUUCAGAUUCAAUGAAGAAAGCACGGCGUUCACCAGGAUAUCAAUUAUACAGGCAGGUCUCGGAUAGUAAAAUUCCAUCUCUCAGAUCUCUCAACGAAAUCAGCUCUCCUGAAGGAAGACCAUCCUCUUCCAUGCUCUCAGUCUGUAGCAAUGACUUGUCAGCAGCAGGAUCCCAUGGUGAGUCAUCUGAUGGUUGGUCAAUGCGCACAUUUUCUGAAAUGGUUGCGACAUCCCAAAGAGAGAGGUGGUCACUUGACAGUGAGCUCUUAGGAUCCAUUUCCAGUAAAAUGACAAGAUCAAAUGCUUCAAAUUCUACAAGCCUUCCUCCAGACCAAGAGGUGUGCAAGCUGUGUUUGAAAUUGUUAACGGAAAGAUCGGCUUGGAAUGCUCAGGAGCUGGCUGUUGUUGCUGUGUUGUUGUGUGGCCAUGUUUACCAUGCUGACUGUCUCGAUAGCAUAACUACAGAAGCUGAAAAAUAUGAUCCUCCAUGCCCUGUAUGCACGCACGGGGAGAAAUGUACAGUGAAGCUAUUUGGGAAGCUGGAAUCAAAGAUCAAGAAUAAGAUACCAAAAGAUGUGGUAGUUGAUAUUGAUCUAGAUGGAAACAUUAAGCACCAGAAGAAAGGCAGAAGAGAGCCCAGGUUAGGCACAAGUUCAAGCAUGAAGGUCCCAUUUAGUCAUCCAUUUUUGAGGAGGCAUUUCUCCAUUGGCUCUCGACCACCACGGUCAGUCUCACAGAAUGAUUCAACAAGAAAGAAGGGAUUCUGGGCGAGGCACUGGAGAGAGUAGCAUAGCUUCCAAUCGUCAUAAGGAACGAUCUUUAAGGGGAGGUGAACUCCCUAGCAUGCAAUGGAGUCAAAACUGGUGCAAGGGCUGUCGAGCAACCAACAUAUUUGGAAGUUUCUCCCAGCCAUCAUUUCGGAUACUGGUGCGGCGCCGUGCAUGCUAAGCGCAGGUCCCAGGAAUUCAGGAUAGUAAAAUAACAAGGUUUCCUAUACCAUGCGAAACAGGGUUGUUGUAGGCCCUGGUUGCAAAUUAGUAAUAGCAGCAGGUAAUCUAACAGAAAGGGAGUGGCCUUCCAGGAUGUAAGGCCCAAUGCAGGGUUGCAAGAUUACAUAACCCAGCAUGCUAGAUUAUUUAUUGUACUCAGCAGUUGUUUUUGUAUGAUUGGCUAUGGCACCUAUUGUUGUUUGAUCGUGUGCGUUUGUUGGGUUGAAAGCUUCAGAGGGAAUUCAAAUGAGAUAUUCGCUCACGAAAUGCAUAUGCUGAAUAUUGA
This is a messenger RNA of Panicum hallii, 2187 nucleotides long. RefSeq lists its product as uncharacterized. The record is from RefSeq and is a predicted model, not a curated record. The transcript is spliced from 5 exons. Gene Ontology annotation, molecular function: metal ion binding. Bases 399 to 1700 code for a protein of 433 amino acids. Lineage: Eukaryota; Viridiplantae; Streptophyta; Magnoliopsida; Poales; Poaceae.